Messenger RNA from Lentinula edodes (shiitake mushroom), 2769 nucleotides. RefSeq lists its product as uncharacterized. Bases 1 to 2769 code for a protein of 922 amino acids. The record is from RefSeq and is a predicted model, not a curated record. The transcript has 14 exons. Lineage: Eukaryota; Fungi; Basidiomycota; Agaricomycetes; Agaricales; Omphalotaceae.
AUGAUGUCUUCGUUAACAAAGGAAACAAAGGGUUUCGAACACGAUGCAGAAUACAACCACGAGAUGUUUAAUGAAACUCUCCGUCCCUUUAUCCCUUUGUCUCUUUAUAACUACAUCUUUCUAGCUCUCGCUCUCUCAACCGCGCAUCGUCCUUUUGGUACCAAGCCUUUGCAUCAAAGAAUGUGGAGCAUUGUUGCAAGUCCGAAUACCAAGAUUCCUUUCAAGGAUUUGUUUCCUGGAGUCGUCGGAAGCCGGCGUCGUCUCACGAUAGAUCAUGCUGCGUUGACAAACAAACUGAAUGAGUCCAGCUUCUGUCGUACUACCAUAAGUGUGGUUCGAGAGGAAGAUCCCGGCGAUAAGACACUCAAGCAACCGCUUGUGCUCUGCACCCUGGUCCCAAUGAUAGAGCAAGCACGAUUGGAUUUCACCCUCUUAUUAGAUAGCCAAGCAGGAUAUCUUCUUGCGGAAGGACCAAAUUCCGUUAAUAUCUCAAUGCAAGCGGCUCCUUCAGAGAAUGAGAGGGUUGGCGUCACUGGUCAAAAUAAGGCAAAGACGCAUUCACUGCCUUCCACUUUCACUUCUGUAUCUCUGGAGACAGCGAAUAGCCCGAGUGUGGACAGUCCUCAUAACGCGAAGCCUUCAUCGCUCUCCUCCAUGUCUUCAUCCCCGGGCAUAAACAAAGGUUCCUCUGCAUUAAUACCAGUCCAAGGUCCUCAACUCUACCCACGACAAAGUCCAACCAUUGAAUUUGGUCGGCAUAGAGGUCGAUAUGAGACCCCAGCUUGCCCUCGAUCAUUCGUUGCACCUCAGACACGGUAUUCAACUUCUGAUAUUAAAUCAUUCCCGAAAGACAGACCUCGAUACCGCCGAACAUACAACAGGACUCUUUAUCAUUUGUCCAGUGACCGCACUCCGAUGAAGGAUAGAAAUAGAAAGUUCAGCUACCGUAGAGCACCAGGCCCCUCUAGUAGAGAAUCGAUAACAAACAUGACUAACACGCCCAUCGCCUCAACAUUUUUUCGACUUGUCACUCCGUCACCUCCAGUCAUUUAUGCCAAUCGACCUUUAGCUUCUGAUGUCGUUCGAGUGCUAGAGGUCAUGCAGGCGAUGAGUCUUCAUCUAUGGAAAAUACCGUCCUUCCAAAUCCGCUAUGCCAUCGUGGAACCGGAGUGGACCCGAAUUUGGACGUGGUUGAUGGCUCUCCUUAAGCCACUCGACGAUUUCGUACCGGCGUCACCCACCUCGAAGCAGCUUUCUCUUGCUACUACCAGUCGCUGCCUGAAAGAAGUCUUUUCUUUGUUGGAAUCCAUCGCAUCUCCUACCCAGAGUACCCCCACCGAAUUCAACGACUUCGUCAUUAACAUGAUGAAACAUCCCGAAGCAUUGCCAGCAUUCGCGAAAGUCUGGGUACUGUCUUUCACGAGACAGUGGUCGUUAUCUGUGUAUCACCCUGUAAUGCAGUUUCUGAUUGCGUUCCGUUGCACGAUUGAGGAUACUCCUUCCGACAACUCUUUUCAUCUUGCUGUGAGGAACGCCUUUCCCGAUUUCCAGCUACUGCCGACGUGGUCUAGUGCCAUCGAGGACUUACUUGGACAGCAGGUGCCCUCUUACUCUUCUAAUCCCGAACAUCGGCUUGCGACAGCAAAUCAAGGAAUGGUUCUAGCAGCAACAACCUUGUUCUUGCCCCUUCCAAGACUCGAUGGAAUUCACAUCAUGCUCAAACAAAUAUUUAUUCUAUGGACCCAAUGCCUCGACACACCCCGAUCUUGUAACGCAUAUCUAGAGAAUAUUUGUUUCAUGUCUGUCUAUUGUCUCGCUAGGUUUUCUUCGAGACUUAUCGUCACCGGCGGUCCAAACUGGAUUGUGAAAGCCCUCGAUGCUAAAUUAUUGCAUCUGAUGGUCAAGACAUUGGUUUGGAUGCAAAUCGGGCCGCAGUCGAAAUCAGAGUCAUCGAUGUUCCAAAUUGUUGAGCAGUUUGUAAAUGCGCUGCUCAUCCAUUCGGUCUAUAAAUCAGUUCAGAAACGAAUCCGUCGUAAUUUGAAGGGGGUACGAUCUGAAAGUCUCGAAGGUCAUCUGGGUUCCGGAAGUUUGUGGAGGCUGUGGGUUCAUUUAACGCGUGCGGUUUGUUCACCAGACGCACGCUAUGCCAGUGUCACCUCCUUUCGGAAAGCGUUAAAAGAAGUAUGUUCAAACGAGAAAUGCCCUCAUCAAUAUUGGGCGGGCAAACAUUCACGUCUCUGUAGUGGCUGCCUGAUCGCAAUCUAUUGUUCGAGGUCUUGCCAACGGCAAGACUGGAAAGCAGGGCAUGGAAACAUCUGUUCUGAGGCCAAUCUUCAACGUUUAACUCACCCCACGAACUUAUAUGACGAUGCCCGCCCAAUCAUCGGUGAUCUGGACCAGGUACAACUCAUAUUUCGAGGUCUCAUCCAAGCUAUAGAGUGCCGCGAUGCAAUUCGCCACUCCAUUCGCACCCAAGGUCUUCACGCUUCGCGAAUUGUAAUUGAAUUCAACCUGACCUGUUACCCUUGGACUUGGAAAGUCUCGCGUCUAGCUCAGACUUCUGCCAACUCACAUCCGUUCCUCUCUCAGUUUGGUAUUCGGCCUCACCACGAUACAGUAGUUGCGGUCAAAUGCCCUUGCAGUAUGAACUUCACGAAAUACGCCGCUCGUUCUAUUCACCGCAAGGCUUUGCUGAAAUCUUACCACGAGGGCAACAGACCUUCCAAAGAUUGUUUGUUCCGUAUGUUGGACGAUAUUCUCUGUCAUUGA